Molecule: messenger RNA, 477 nt
Organism: Morchella importuna
Lineage: Eukaryota; Fungi; Ascomycota; Pezizomycetes; Pezizales; Morchellaceae
Exons: 4
Coding region: 1-477 (158 amino acids)
Biological process (GO): mitochondrion organization
Cellular component (GO): mitochondrion; nucleus
Source: RefSeq, a predicted model, not a curated record
AUGGCUCGUUCUCGUGGUGGUGCCCGUCCUACUGCCGCCCCUGUCAGGCGUCCGGCCCCGGCUCCUCAACAAACCCGCCAGGCAUCUACUGCCUCGGUCCCCGCAAAGGUUCCCCAGGCCGCGCCACCUGCUGUCCAGCAGGCUCAGGCUCCGGCCCAGCAGAGCCCCGGAUUGUUCGGCCAGAUGGCUUCCACCGCUGCCGGUGUCGCUGUCGGAUCCACUGUCGGCCACAUGCUCGGUGCUGGUAUCAGCGGAAUGUUCGGCGGCUCAUCGCCCGCUGAGGCCCCCGCUGCCGCGGCCGAGCCCGUUCAGGCCCAGUCUGCAUCAAACAGCUCGUGGGGCGCGCCGUCGUGCGAGGCCGAUGCGAGGAGCUUCACAAAGUGUCUUGACGAGAACCAGGGAAACAUGCAGAUCUGCAGCUGGUAUCUGGAUCAAUUGAAAGCUUGCCAGAGCAUGGCUAGGAACUACAAUCAGUAG